This is a messenger RNA of Diversispora eburnea, 3066 nucleotides long. The record is from the annotation of a GenBank genome assembly. NCBI's taxonomy places the organism in Eukaryota, Fungi, Glomeromycota, Glomeromycetes, Diversisporales, Diversisporaceae.
AUGGAAAAUAAUACUACCUCAAGCAAGCUUUACUCAACUUCGACUCCUCACGAGAAAGUCGAGUCUGAUCUUGUAGAGCAAAAUAUUCCUCAAAAGCCGUCGAAAUUGCAGUCCUUAAGAAUGGCCUUGGCGAAAUCGCGCGACUCUUUAAUUAAGGUUCAACCUCAACAGUGGGACGCAAAUCGAGACAAGAAUGAAUCGAAAAUUAUGUUUGAAAAGGCUGCGGUCGCAACGAUUGCAAAAUCAAAGUUUGUCGUUCCUGCAAAAGUACAAAUUAAUUCUUCACGAAUAUCAACAGAUACUGCUGCUAUUUUAUCUGUAUAUUUUGCAUCUCGUUCUCGGCAUUUUUUUUGUUCACAUUGUCCGAUUGAUCCGGAUUUCUCUCCCCCUCGAUCAAAUUUUACGUCAAAUAUAAAUAACGUUAUUGAUGAUGAUCAGCGAUUAGUUCAUUCUCUUAAGCCCUUUAUUUAUUCGUUUUUUUCGACAUCACCUUUUGUAAGCCUAUUUUCAUAUAGCAUUGGAUGUGAAAGUUCAACAGAGAAUAUUGACAGUACGAAAAUAAAUCAUUUAUCACAUAAUGAUACAGAGGAUAUAGAUUUAUCCACAAUAAUACGUACUAAACAAAAUAUCAUUAACAAUAAUGUUACUCGAAAAGGUAAUCACCGUAAUAUUUCAUUAGGAAAGCAGUCAAGUUUUUCAAUGCAAGGAUCAUUCACAAAAGGAUCAAAUACAUUCGAAGAAGCAAUAAAUUUAGUAAAUGAUAACGCAUCAGUCACAUCAGCAUCAAGACCAAUUAUAUCGCAAAAUGAAAAUUAUGUAAAUUCAUCUCAAUCAAUAAAGGAUCCAAUUUUAUCACACUCAGAUCGUAAGGAUAAUAAUAAUACUUCAUUAUUAGAUGGUAACGAGGAACAAUUAUUAAACCAAUUAAGUUUAAAAAUAUUAACACUGCCACUUCUUCGUCAAGCUAUUAUAAGUACAUAUCAUCAAAGUGAUUCAAUUGAAUAUAAUGAAUCAAAAAUUAUGAAACAAGGAUAUUUUAUUUUUAAAGAUUAUAUUGAAGGAAAAAGAGAUAAAUCAAAAUCAUUUGGGAAACAACGACAAUCCGGUGUUAUUCGUGGGAAUCCCAAGUUUUUACUUAACACUAUAAAAACGGUAUUUUCAUCUCGUGAGUCUUUGGAUCAGAGUUUCAUGGAAACCACAACACAAUAUUCACAUCCAUCAAAAAUUGAUUUCGGAUCUUUAAGAACAUCAUAUAAAUUAAUUCUAGAUCUUCGCCCUCAUGAAUUAUUUGCAUCAACCUUAUCAAAUGCCCUUGAAGUUCUAUUGGCUAGAAUUGAAAUGGAUCCUCAUAUAUUAGAAAGAGACGAAGGUUCAUUAAGACAAUUAUUCAUUAUAAUGGAAUGUCCUUUAUUAGCAAUGUCUGGUGGAAACGUUAAUCUUUCUGUGACCCUUGUUAAAAGAUUAGUGAGAAUAUUAGGAAAUAUAGCUGAUUUACGAGGAAAAGCUCAAAAUAGAUUAAUUGGAUUGUUUUCGAAAUAUGAUGUAGAAGGUUUUAGUAAUAUUAUUCAUAUUCUUCAUCGUUACCUUGAUGAUCAUUAUCACCCUCCUCCUGCUUUAGUCUCGCAAGAAGUGGUUGCAACGGUCAAAACGUUGGCUAUGCUAUAUGAAGCAAAUGAAAAAGCUGAACCAAGAACGAUUGUUCCUUAUACUUUGUUUUAUAACAUAUGUAUGUGUGAAAAAUUGAAUAUCAAAGAAGAAUAUAAAAAUUGGCGUAAAUCGUUGGAGGAAAGUAGCUUGCGAUUAACCCCUAACCGACCAUUUUCGUUUUUGAAUUAUCCAAUAUUGUUUGAUCCUGUCGUUAAAUCUCAUCUAAGCAGAAUUGAUGCUUUGUGUCAAAUGGCACUUAAUUAUGAGGAUUCAUGUGUGCAUCAUACAUUUUAUGUACAAUCACAACGAUAUCUUACUGAUAAUAAUCAGGUUUUUCGUGCACUUCAAGAAAGAACCAUACCAGGACUUUAUUUUGAGGUACGCCGUGAAUAUUUGGUAAAGGAUGCGUUAGAUCAAUUGAUUGUAAAACAACUUGAUCUAAAAAAACCACUGAGGGUUAAAUUCAUUAGCGGAGAGGAAGAAGCUCAAGACCAAGGUGGUAUUCAAAGAGAAUUUUUCCAAGUUCUUUUGGAGAAACUUUUAGAUCCUGAUGCUGGUAUGUUUUUGUACGAUGAACAAACAAGAUAUCAUUGGAUUAAUGGUGCAUCAUUGGAAAAUGAACGAAAAUUUGAACUUGUCGGCAUCACUUUGGGGGUGGCAUUAUUCAAUGGAAUUUUGGUGGAUAUAAAUUUACCGAGAAUUUUGUAUAAAAAGUUAUUGAAUUACUCUAUUAACCUGGACGAUAUGAAAGAAGGAUUUCCGGAUCUAAGUAGAGGCUUAGAAAAAAUGCUUACCUGGGAGGAUGGAGACGUUUAUGACGUAUUUCUUCGUCAUUUUGAAAUUUCAUAUGAUGUGUACGGUGAGGAUCGUGUAUUCCCACUCAUAGAUGGGGGAAGUCAUAUAAAAGUGACAAACAAAAAUCGUAAAGAGUAUGUAGAAAAUUAUAUCAAUCAUUUUACCAAUAAGUAUAUAGAGAAACAAUUUAAUGCAUUAAAAAGAGGAUUUUUGAGGAUGAGUGAUGGAAUAGUUCCAAAGUUAUGUCGGGCUGAAGAAUUGGAGUUACUUAUUUGUGGAAAUAGAGUUCUCGACUUUAAAGAAUUAGAAAAAACUGUAAGAUAUGAAGGUGGUUUUGAUAGGAAUCACCAUACAAUAAAGAAUUUUUGGUCUGUAGUUCAUAAUUUUUCUCAUCAACAAAAAAAGCAAAUAUUAGCAUUUGUUACUGCUAGUGAUCGUGUUCCAAUUAGAGGAUACAGCGAUAUGUCAUUCACCAUUCAAAAAAAUGGACCCGAUUCUGACAGAUUACCAACUGCUCAAACAUGCUUCGGUGUUCUGUUACUUCCUGAUUACAAUACAAAAGCGAAACUCCGGGAUCGACUUCUAGUUGCAAUACAAAAUGGAAGAGGUUUUGGUUUCGCGUAA